UUCCGAUCAUCAUCAUCGUCGUCGAGCUCAAUUUGCAGUAUAGAGAGAAGAAUCCUGACGCAGAAAUGGUAGACGACAGCAAGGUGGUUGUUCCGCCGCACGAUCUGAAUGCCAAGUGGGAUGCUUGUCUCGAUUUAGGUCUCCGUCGAUUCGUCUAUUCUUCUUUGGGCGGUUCCUUCGCCGGUCUUCUCCUCUUCAGGAGUCCAGUAACACGUUGGGCAUCAGUGGCUUUUGGUGCUGGUAUUGGCAUUGGAUCUGCAUAUACAGAAUGUUCAUAUAAAUUUGAUUCAUCAACUACAAAGUUGGUAGCAGCUCCAACCAACCCAGAAUCUCAUUCAUCUCUGGAUGAACAGGAGUGAGAAUGAUGGUUUUUUGCAUCUCAUUUGGUUGAGGAGAACCUCUAUAAGUUGAGAUGAGGAAACUGUUUUUUUCCCUUUUGGCUUUUGACUUGUGGUGUGUAGUUUCCCAGAUUGUUCUUAAAUUGUUUGGACUGAAAUCAUCAAUUGAUGUUGUAAUGUGUCUCAUAUGUCAUAAAGAAAUGAGAUAAAUAUUUCUUGUUGUUGGA
Molecule: messenger RNA, 565 nt
Organism: Impatiens glandulifera
Lineage: Eukaryota; Viridiplantae; Streptophyta; Magnoliopsida; Ericales; Balsaminaceae
Exons: 3
Coding region: 66-359 (97 amino acids)
Cellular component (GO): mitochondrion; mitochondrial inner membrane; MICOS complex
Source: RefSeq, a predicted model, not a curated record